AUGGAGGUGGUUAUGGUGGCGGCUACGGAGGAGGCCGUGGAGGCUAUGGUGGUGGUUAUGGCGGCGGUCGUGAAGGCGGCUAUGGUGGCGGAUAUGGAUAUUGAGCAAGCUGCACACCGGAAGGUCAAAAUAAUGUACAAUGGUUGGCGUUUCACUGUGUAUCACCGUGGUUAUGGUGGCGGCCGUGGAGGAGGCUAUGGAGGCGGUUAUGGUGGCGGCCGUGGAGGAGGCUAUGGAGGCGGUUAUGGUGGCGGCCGUGGAGGAGGCUAUGGAGGCGGUUAUGGUGGCGGCCGUGGAGGAGGCUAUGGAGGCGGUUAUGGUGGCGGCCGUGGAGGAGGCUAUGGAGGCGGUUAUGGUGGCGGCCGUGGAGGAGGCUAUGGAGGCGGUUAUGGUGGCGGCCGUGGAGGAGGCUAUGGAGGCGGUUAUGGUGGCGGCCGUGGAGGAGGCUAUGGAGGCGGUUAUGGUGGCGGCCGUGGAGGAGGCUAUGGAGGCGGUUAUGGUGGCGGCCGUGGAGGAGGCUAUGGAGGCGGUUAUGGUGGCGGCCGUGGAGGAGGCUAUGGAGGCGGUUAUGGUGGCGGCCGUGGAGGAGGCUAUGGAGGCGGUUAUGGUGGCGGCCGUGGAGGAGGCUAUGGAGGCGGUUAUGGUGGCGGCCGUGGAGGAGGCUAUGGAGGCGGU
Molecule: messenger RNA, 675 nt
Organism: Penaeus chinensis
Lineage: Eukaryota; Metazoa; Arthropoda; Malacostraca; Decapoda; Penaeidae
Product: glycine-rich cell wall structural protein-like
Exons: 3
Source: RefSeq, a predicted model, not a curated record